This is a messenger RNA of Monascus purpureus, 1971 nucleotides long. Lineage: Eukaryota; Fungi; Ascomycota; Eurotiomycetes; Eurotiales; Aspergillaceae. The record is from the annotation of a GenBank genome assembly.
AUGGCAACCCUCAACACGAAAACCGGCCAGGUUGUUGACCGGUCUGUCUUGGACUCCAUGCUUCGCCGCAGGAUGUUCUACACCCCGUCUUUCGAAAUCUAUGGUGGUGUUUCGGGUCUUUACGAUUAUGGCCCCCCCGGCUGCGCUCUUGUGACCAAUAUCGUUGACUUGUGGAGGAGGCACUUCGUGUUGGAGGAGGACAUGCUGGAAGUCGACUGCACCAUGCUGACCCCCCAUGAUGUUCUCAAGACCAGUGGACACGUCGACAAGUUCGCGGACUGGAUGUGCAAAGACCCCAAGACUGGCGAGAUCUUCCGCGCCGAUCAUUUGAUCGAAGAGGUGCUUGAAGCACGUCUGAAGGGUGACAAAGAGGCCCGUGGCCAAAAAGUGGUGGUGGAUGAGGAAAAAGAGGCCAAGAAAAAGAAAAAGGUCAAGGAAACGAAGGCCGUCAAACUGGACGACAACGUUGUCAAGCAGUAUGAGGAAAUUUUGGCGCAAAUUGACAACUAUGACGGCCACGAACUGGCUGAACUCAUUGCCGUGCAUGACAUCCGGAACCCUACCACUGGUGGCAACCUUCUGCCCCCCGUCUCCUUCAACCUAAUGUUCCAGACUUCGAUUGGACCAAGCGGGAAUUUACCGGGCUAUCUACGUCCAGAGACUGCUCAGGGACAAUUCCUCAAUUUCCAGAAACUGCUCGAGUUCAAUCAGCAGGGCAUGCCCUUCGCUUCAGCGUCCAUUGGCAAGUCAUUCCGCAAUGAAAUAUCUCCACGUUCCGGGCUUUUGCGAGUACGAGAGUUCCUCAUGGCCGAGAUUGAGCACUUUGUGGAUCCAGAAGGUGGCAAGAAGCAUCCUCGCUUUGAUGAAGUCAAGGAUGUCGAAAUGACCUUCUUAAACCGCGCAGUGCAACUGUCUGGCAGCACCAAAACAGAGCAGAUGACGAUUGGAAAGGCUGUUGAAUCUGGCCUUGUGGACAACGAAACCCUUGGCUAUUUCAUUGCACGCAUCCAGUUAUUCCUUCUCAAGCUGGGUGUUGACAAGAAGAAGCUGCGGUUCCGCCAGCACAUGGCUAAUGAAAUGGCCCACUACGCUACUGAUUGUUGGGAUGCAGAGCUGCAGACUAGCUACGGCUGGAUUGAAUGUGUGGGCUGCGCGGAUCGCAGUGCCUACGAUCUGACUGUGCACAAGAACAAGACCGGUGCACCCCUUGUUGUCCGUGAAACCAGGGCCGAGCCGUUGCGGAUUGAGGAAUGGCAAAUUGAUCUGGACAAGAAGAAGUUUGGACCUCGCUUCAAAAAGGACAGCAAGACGGUCGAGGCUGCGGUAGACGCUCUAUCCCAGGAGCUCCGGGAGAAGUUGGCUCUUGACUUGGACCAAAAUGGAAAGAUAGAGGUGGAUGUCGAAGGUGUUGGCUCAGGCAAAGUUGAGCUUGAGAAGGAUCUGAUCAAGAUUGAGAAGCGCACGCGGGUGGAGAACGUCCGCGAAUACACCCCCAAUGUGAUUGAGCCCUCGUUUGGUAUCGGUAGGAUUCUAUACAGCGUGAUCGAGCAUGUCUACUGGUCCCGGCCAGAGGAUGCCGCCCGUGGGGUUCUCUCGUUCCCACCAGUUAUUGCCCCCACAAAAGUUCUGCUUGUCCCUCUAUCGACUCAUCCAUCAUUCCGUCCUCUGACACAGCGUAUGAUGGCAAAACUUCGUCGCAUGGGUGUUGCUAACCGUGUAGAUGAUUCUUCUGCAAGCAUUGGGAAGCGCUACGCGCGGAAUGACGAACUGGGCACACCGUUCGGUAUCACUAUCGACUUCCAGUCGGUCAAGGACAACACAUUCACCCUUCGUGACCGCGAUACAACCAAGCAAGUCCGCGCAAGCGAGGAUGAGAUUCUUCAGGCCGUCAAGUCGCUGGUCGAUGGAGAAGAAACGUGGGAGGAUAUUCGAAAGCGUCUCCCGGAGUUCACUGGCCAGGAUGUCGAAUAG